This is a messenger RNA of Brassica rapa (field mustard), 6414 nucleotides long. Its product is annotated as cytochrome P450 78A9. The record is from RefSeq and is a predicted model, not a curated record. Lineage: Eukaryota; Viridiplantae; Streptophyta; Magnoliopsida; Brassicales; Brassicaceae. Gene Ontology annotation, molecular function: iron ion binding; heme binding; monooxygenase activity.
AUAAACACCUGAAGGCAGCAAUUUCAUCUCAAACCCCACAGCAAAAAGCCACUCACCUUUUUUUAUCUCUUUCUCUGCUUCCAUGGCGACCAAGCUCGACACAAGCAGCUUACUCUUCGCUCUCUUGUCCAAAUGUAGCCUCCUUACUCAAACCCAUCUCGCUCUCUCUCUUCUCGUAGCCUCCAUGGCUUGCCUCGCUGUCUCUCUCUUCUACUGGUCUCAUCCCGGAGGACCCGCAUGGGGAAAAUACUUCCUCCAUCGCCGUCACCAAACCGCCGUGAUUCCCGGACCAAGAGGCUUACCUUUUGUCGGAAGCAUGUCUCUCAUGUCCAACGCUUUAGCUCACCGCUGCAUAGCCGCAGCCGCGGAGAAAUUCGGAGCCAAACGUUUAAUGGCGUUUAGCUUGGGAGAUACUCGCGUGAUCGUCACGUGCAACCCUGAUGUAGCUAAAGAGAUUCUAAACAGUCCGGUUUUCGCUGACCGUCCGGUUAAGGAAUCAGCGUAUUCCCUUAUGUUUAACCGGGCUAUCGGUUUCGCUCCUUACGGCGUUUACUGGCGAACGUUGAGGAAAAUCGCGUCUAAUCAUCUUUUCAGCCCGAAACAGAUCAAACGCUCUGAAACGCAGAGACGUGUGAUCGCGAAUCAGAUCGUGAAAUGUCUCGAGAAACAGAGCAGCGGCAACGAAGGACUCUGUUUUGCUCGUGACUUGAUCAAAACGGCAUCGCUUAAUAGCAUGAUGUGCUCUGUUUUCGGGAAAGAGUACGAGCUUGAGCAUGAACACGAUGAAGUUAAUGAGCUUCGUGGUUUGGUCGAAGAAGGUUAUGAUUUACUCGGAACACUUAACUGGACCGAUCAUCUCCCGUGGCUGUCGGAAUUUGAUCCUCAGAGAAUCCGGUCUAGAUGUUCUAAUCUUGUACCUAAAGUAAACCGGUUCGUGAACCGGAUUAUCUCUGACCACCGUGAUCAAACUCGUGACUCGCCUAGCGACUUCGUUGACGUAUUGCUCUCUCUCGAUGGUCAGGAUAAGUUAUCUGACCCGGAUAUGGUCGCCGUUCUCUGGGAAAUGAUAUUCAGAGGAACUGACACGGUGGCUGUCUUGAUCGAGUGGGUUCUUGCUAGGAUGGUCCUUCAUCCAGAUAUUCAGUCAAUGGUUCACAACGAGCUUGAUCAGAACGUGGGAAGAUCAAGAACCGUGGAAGAAUCUGACGUGGCGUCUCUUACAUAUCUGACUGCUGUUGUGAAAGAAGUCUUGAGGCUUCACCCGCCAGGCCCACUUCUGUCGUGGGCCCGCUUAGCAAUCACAGACACAAUCAUUGACGGCCGUCGUGUACCGGCAGGGACCACCGCAAUGGUGAACAUGUGGGCUAUAGCACAUGACCCACAAGUGUGGGAAAAUCCUUUGGAGUUUAAACCUGAACGGUUUGUAGCAAAGGAAGGUGAGGUCGAGUUCUCGGUUCUUGGUUCGGAUCUGAGGCUAGCACCGUUCGGGUCGGGCCGUCGGGUCUGCCCUGGAAAGAAUCUUGGUUUGUCCACCGUGAUGUAUUGGAUCGCUACUCUUAUGCACGAGUUUGAGUGGUUUGCACCUACAGGUGAAAAGACUGUUGACUUGUCCGAGAAACUGAGGCUCUCGUGUGAGAUGGCUAAUCCUCUUGCUGUUAAACUGAGCGGCAGGCGCGGUUAAUGCAAUUAUACGUUGAAGGAAAAAGAAAUUAGUGUGCGAGGCAUAAAAGAAAAUAAAGAAAAAAAUUAAAGGAAGACAAGAAAGGCUAUGAACACUUUCUUGAUACGUAACGUGAGUGGUGGUGUGAGGAGUGAUGUAUUGUGAAUAUAAUGAAAGCAUUAAUCAAUACUAUCUUGAUGUCACGGAAAACAAUAGUUGAUUCUGCAACUUAUAUGUGGUUUUUAAUUCCUAUCUAAAUAUUACAAAUUAAUGUCCUCGUUUGAAUGUUUAUCUUUUGUAAACAUAAUUAAUAAUAUGGGUUAAUAAUAACUCCGUAAUUUUGGGAAACGUUAUUUGCUUGAACGCGAACACAUCCCCGAUUGCAUGCAAAAAUUAUAUCACUCUUUCCUCCACUGAUCAUGCAGAUAAACAAAACCCAUUCUCGUCAAUAAUGUAUUUAUUUUAAUUAAGCUUUUAUUCCGACAAGACACAUAACAAUAUUGGAGAUGGUGGAUUCAUUAGGCUAAUACCAAUUCAUGAUAAUGAAACAAGUUAUAUAUAUUCGGAGAAUGUUUAAAUUCUCUACAUGACUACAUCCUUAAAGUUUCAAAUUAUCGAUCGAUGCUUUAUGUGAAAAAGAGAUAUUUGUUAAAAGUUAGCAAAGAAACCUAAGGGGUUGUUUUCCACAUUUUUCCACAGCCAAAAAUAUAUAAGAUUCGACUUUAUAAAAGUUGCAGAUUUGACAUACGCUCUCUUUUGUUUUAUUUUUAAUGGCAAAUCGUAAAUUAUAUUGGGAGACUCUUAUAUUGGUCCCGUUUCAUUACAAGAACUUUACAACGCGUUUUUAUAAAUAUAUAGGACGAAUGAUUCCAAAAGUUAAGUUUUUCAAAAGAUUACUAGCUAAUUUUCCCCUUCUCUUCGACUCUUGUAGACCUCUGGCUAAGUCCUCGGUCGAGAUCGCUGUUUAAUAUUAUUUUUCUGCUGGUUUUGGUUUAGAACAUAGCGAAGUGAAUAAUUAAACUAUGAUCUUUAAAUAUUUUUCAAAAAAAUAUAUAAAAAAAAGAUUCCCAAAUUUGUAAAAAAAAACUUUUUUUGUUAAAGCCUUAUUAAAAUGUUUAUACCCCUCAACAUUUCAGGGACGCAUAGCCCCUGUAUGCGGACUGGUAUCCUAUGAAAGUGGUGUUUCUACGGUUCUAGAUAUGUUGAAAAUUAAGUCGGUAAAAUGUCCUUAAAGCGUCUACCAGUCCCCUUUUAGUGUGUUUAUUUCUUCAGGCGUUGUGGUUGUACAGGCAUAUCGGAAAAGUGGCGAGUUCUUAGGUGAAAGUAAUUUGCAGUGCAUGAUCCACUAGAACUCUCCUUCGAUAUUGCGGCUGCUAAAAGACUCCAUUUGUGGAAAGUAGAGCAUUUUCACCGACUAACAAUUAAUCAAGAAAAGUAAAAUAACCUACAGGCCUUUAUAACUUGCCUAAAUCUACUAAACAUCUAUUUAGGAGAAUGAUCUGAGAAAUAUAGCAACACUGGAAAACCCUAAUUUAUUGCUCACACUUUUAAUUUCAUUGAUCAGACAAACUAAUUAAUAUACACUCGUCGCCUUUCUAAAAUUGGCAACUUAACAAUAAUCGAAUUUUAAUAAAAUAAUAUGCUGUUUAAAUAUGAGAAGAAUAUUGACUGAAAUCACUUUUAAAGUGUGUGGUCUAACCUACAUAUUUUUUGUUUUGAACUUUUCGAGCAUACAAAUAUUUAUAACUAGAGUUAUAUAGUUUAAAGAGUGGUGGUAUUUAUAAUAUAUAGUAUAAGAAGAUUGUGACACAUGAAUUAUUAAAGAGUGGUGGUAUUUAUAAUCUAAUAAGGAGUAGGCACAUAAGCAAUGGGAAAGAACAAAAUCUGACAAGAUUUGAAUUAAUUGUGGUCUAAUCAUAUACACUAUUGAAAGAUCUAAAAAAUUGGAUAAGUAUCUAUAAAGAUUUCUUAUGUAGCAUCUUCUUAAUGGCGUCAUGUAGAUUAAAUAAAUUGUCCUGUUCUGUUACAUCAAUUUCACUACGUCGACGACUUGACACAUGCUGACUUACAAAUUACAACAAGAUUGGCUAAAAUUGUUUAUCAUAUAUAUACUGAUGGAUUAUUUUUAUUUGGUAACAUAUGAAUAUAUUGAUCGAUUCUUUGAUAGCAUAUAAAUAUAACUAUGUAGAAAGGAGUUAUAUUUUUUCAACAGAUAUAACUCAAAAGUUAACACAAUAUCACUCAACUAAAACUUAUGUAAGAUUAAAAGUUCAUUAUUGAUAACAUGUUUGAACAGUAUGAGCUACAACAAUAAGUUAAGUUAAAUCAGCGGUAACACAUUUACCAAUUAGUAUCCAUACAACACAAAUGAUUUAGCUUAACUUUGUACAUGAGAACUUCUGAAAACCCAAGACCAUUUAGACUAUGUGCAAUGGACAUGUUGAAUAAAUGAUUAAACUACUUGAUUUUUACAAUGAAGUUGUUGAAAAAAAUUAAACAAUGACGUGACAUUCAACUAAUUGAAUUUAUUCAACAUGUUAAAAGAAAAAAAAAAGGUUCCUUAAAGCUUUUUUUUUUGAACAAAGGUUCCAUAAAGCUAGAUGUCUAUUUUGUAUUAGAUGUUUCUGAUUUUUGAUUUUUUUUACUCUACUCUAAUUAUUCGACAUUAAUUAUUUCUAACAAAUUUAUUUAAAAUUUGAAGUUUUUUAUCUCAAAAUUCAUAAAAAUUUAUUUUCUAUUAAUAGACACUUGUUUUGUUUGAUUUGGUAUAAUUUUUUUUUCUAAUUUUAAGUUAUGUGUUUUAUUUGUUGUUUUGUAUGUUUGUAUUUGAAGUUUCGUAAUUUUAUUUGUUUUAGUAAUACUAAUUUUAGUAUUAUUAAUUUUUCUUUAUCCAAGAAUAGAAAUACAAAAUUAAAUUAAAUUAAAUUUAUUUUAAAUUAUGUCAUUUUAGUUCUUUAAGUUAAUCAUAAUCAACAUUAUUAUUAAUAUGUAAUUGUAAAUUAUAAAAGAUAAAAAUGAAUUGAAAAUAGUAGGAUAGUGUGUUGAAUUUUAUUAAACAAAAUUAGUGUAAAAAUUAGAAAUGAAAUAAAUGUUGAAGAAUUAGAUGAAAGAAAGAAAAUAUGACGUGAAGUGUUAAAAAGGAAAAGAGAGUGUAGAAUAAUAGAAACCAUUAAUGAUAGUCUUACAUAUUACUUAGGCUUAUCAACGGAAGCACUCACACUUAUAUACAUGGACCAGCGUAGACAAAGUAUUAUAUCAAAUUAUUAGAAAUGCAGAAAUAAUAAAAAAUCAUUAUUGUUUAUGAGAAUCACAAUGUAUCAAUUGUGUAAGUCGUUUAAGUUUUUCUUCAAUAUUUUUUCUUAAUAGAUUUAGUUGAUUGAGCUGUUGUAGCCGUUUCCAUGGUCUUUAACAAUUAAACCAUUGCCAGAGUUAGGUUUCCAGUAGAGGCUAAGAUGAACGCCAGGAUCAUGAUGAGUCUCCGAGGAGUUGUAGACGACAGAGCCAUUUACUAUCUGAACGUUACUGUUUACAAAACCAUCAAUCGGUAGAUUUCCACCAAUAUUAUCGUUAUGCUUCUUUGAGUUGUUUGACCUAUUAUCCUCUCCUUUCCCGACGCCAUGUGUCUUUAUCGGUGACCGUUUAAUCUCCAUCACAGCUCCUUUGUUUUCACCUGAAAUGGUUAUGACGCCUUGUGUACCCAUAAUAACGUCAUCAGACUCGUGUUGCUGCUCCUCGUUUGAACCGUGGACGAGGUUUGUUUUCUCCGAAAGAAUGCUUUUCUGAUGAGUGACCUCUCCCUCGUCCCUAGGCUUAGCUGGUUCGUGUUUUAUAGACCGUGAAGAUGUAACCGGACUCGGUUUAGGCUCUUGCACUUCUUUUGGUGGUGGACGUAAUGAUGUGGACAGCGGUUGAGGCAGCGGAGGAGGUGAAGGCGGAGCAGGCGGAGAUCGUGGUGGUUUGAUGACGUGGCGGGGAGGAGAUGGGUCGCGUGAAGAGUUUUGUGUUUGCCGGACGACGCCAGAGAAACGGUACCAGGAACGACCCGAUGGAUUCGACAUUAGUUGGUUUUGUUAAUUAUGAUAUUUAGUUUUAAUAAUGCAACGGUUUUGGGAUUUAGGUAUGGGAUUUGGUCCUUUAUACAUGCUUUGUGGUGUUAUUUAGAAAUAGAUUAAUUAUGUAGUUUACCAAAACAUAUAUUAAUAAUGUACGAGAAGGUAUCAGAUGCAGCUUUCAAAACCCACAUAUUACGAUUGGUAUCAAUAGUUUUCAUUCAAAUCAUUUUAUUUAUUUGCUCAUUGUAAUUUUGUAUUAAAAACUAAUAUAUAUAUUCUUUACGUUACACUUUUUGUUCGCCUUAUCUUAUUUUAAGGGUGAAAAUUCGAAUUGUGGCAGAGAGUAUAAAAUACAGUGAAAUGCCAAACUUAAAAAGCAAAACUAGAAUUUUGGCUUCCACAAAUUCGACCCACUUAUGUUGUUAAUAUUCCUGUUGUAUAAGAGACUAAUUUUAGUUUAAAUAUUUUAUCAGUCAAAGUACGUAAAUUCUUGUACAUUGAUAAAACCAUUACAGCAGAAAUUAAAACUCUGAAAACACAUGUCUAAGAGUGUUGUUGAGCCAUAUAUCAUAUCAGUAUGCACUCACGAUUCUUACAAUUCAGCAUUUACAAACACACAAAAAAAGUUGCAUAAGACUUUGCAAUAUAUAUAGUCAAGACUCAUUACAAGUCCAACAACUAGAACUGUAAAGACAAGAAAAA